Messenger RNA from Caenorhabditis auriculariae, 11342 nucleotides. Lineage: Eukaryota; Metazoa; Nematoda; Chromadorea; Rhabditida; Rhabditidae. The record is from the annotation of a GenBank genome assembly.
AUGUCCAACGACCUGGACCACAUCCUUUCCGCCGAUCCGUUCACACCUCUGCCGGAUUAUCCGACGGAACAGAGGGCCAAAAAAGUCCCACACGCCCCGAAAAGGCCCUGUCCGCUCAGUGCCAAGGAGAAGCGGGUUUUUGAGCUUUUCCCAGCUUUUUUUCAAUAUGUUUUUGAAGUUGGCGGUGAAGAAUAUCUUGAGAUACGUUCCUGAAGAGCACCACAAAUUAUUAGCCCGAGAAUUCGCCGAGGAACUGGAAACCUACGGCCAUAUCUAUGCGUAUCGGUUCAUGCCCACCUUUGAUCUCAAGGUUGGUUUUUUGGUAAAGAAAUGAAAGAAAUAAAAAAAGACUUUUUAGGAUAUAAGAUUAUCAAAAUGUUCAUUUAUAGUCAAUUUUUUUCAGUAGUUUCGAAUGUGAAUUUGCUCACUAACUUGAAAAAUCCAUUUAAUAAUUAGAAUCCGAAAUUUGAUAGAAGCAGGGGUCCAAUGAAGAAGAAUAGAGCCAAAUAAUAGCUUUGAAUUGGAAAAAAAGUUUGACUUUGUACAAUUGUGUGAGCCUUUAAAAAGAUAUCUUAAGUCAAGUUUUUUGGUGAACUGAAGCCCAGCCUCUGCUUAUUUUUCUCAGAAGUGUCCAUUUGAAGUUUCUUUCUUUUCUUCAAAUCUUUGAAAAUCUAUCAGAAAAAGGAAAUCUCGCUCAAAAAUUAUUUAAACGUCUUUUGUGAGUGAAAUAUCUUUGAAUAUUAAAAAGGAACAUUGUAUUUUUCGAGCUUUAUGGUCUCAUGGUAACUAUCAAACUUUAAAGUUUUAAUAAUAUUUUUUUAAAGCUUCUAUGGUUUUUCAGUUCGAGACAAUGAAUUGAAAAAAAUAUUUUCACAGGCCCCAGCUUUAUUCGACAUCUCAGCCAAGAACCAUCAUGCCAGCGCGAUCAUUCUCAUGAUUCUCAAUAAUUUGGACGCUCGUGUGGCUCAGUUCCCACAGGAGCUCGUGACCUAUGGGGGAAAUGGUCAGGUGUUCAGCAAUUGGAUUCAGGUAACUUUUUGAGUUUUUUUUUCUUAUUAGUACUGAAAAUUCACGUAUGAAGUUACUAUCACUGCAUUAAUCUUGGUAACUCGAAAAAAAAUUAUAAUUUUCUUAAUUUUCGAUCUUUUCUAAUGACGUAUAGUUCUGUCACUUCUGACCAGAGCUGCUGAGGUGUCGGGUCGGCCCGGGGCGGACCCGUAAACCAGAAGAGUCAUUUUUCCUCAUUUUUUUCACCACUUUUUUCACUCGGGUUUCCCCGAUUGCCCUUUAGCAGCUCUGUCAUUACCCCGGGACAAUUUUAAUGACGUUCUCCUGCCCAAUUACAGUUCCGAAUCGUCCUCCGCUACCUGGCUCAGAUGACGUCAUCCCAGACCCUGGUCCUUUACUCGGGCCAUCCUUUGGGCCUUUUCCCCUCGUCUCCAGAUUCGCCCAGGAUGACCGUCACUAAUGGAAUGGUUGAUUUCAGUUUUCUGUACAUUGCGAACACUUUGCUGUUUGAAACAGAAAGCUUCAACACACUUUAGUGGUCACUUGAUCUUCACGUUUGACGUUUAGCAUGGUUUUUUUCCCGUUUGAAGCUCGGAUUUUUCUGAAAUUUUUUUCAAUCGUUCUCUGAAAGUCAUUUUUAGGAUUUCUCAAAGUCGCAAUCCGCGCGAACUUUUUAUUUUUAAAAGAUUUGAAGUUCUGAAGAUGUACCACUGAAUUGUGCCUGAAACUCAUGUUUUGCAUUUUUUUUUUUUAAAUUCAUAUCUUCAAAAAUAAAAGUUUGAGCAGGUUUCGAAGGUAAUAGAUCUUUUUCUAGGCCUUUCGAGAAGCCCCAAGCAAAUUUUCAGAUUAUUAAGAACCUUAAAAAUCGAGUUUCAAGAAAAAAUAUCGACUUUUCGGAGUUCGUGAACCCUCAGAACUAUGAAAUCUUCUAAAAAAAUUUAUUAGUUAAUUUAGAAAUUUUUUUGAAAAGCUUUUUGUUAUUUCUUGGUUCAGAUAAGGUUCCUGACAGUUAAUAUGAUCGUCGAAUAUUUCUGACAAGCCUAAAAAAAUUUUUUUAGCGAUCCAGAUUUCCAGAUGAUCCCGAGGUACUCGACAAAAAGAGCUUUACGACAAGUUUUUUUCGCCCUCGGCGUUACGCAGUACGGUCAAAUGACCGCCGGAAGCUUCUGCUACAUCGGUCCGCAGGGAAUCGUUCAUGGAACUACGGUUUUUUUAAUAUUUUGUUUUAAACUCAGAAUACAAUCCAUGUUACGAGGGUUUUCUUCAUGUGCAAUUUGUACGGGAAAAUACACAGAAAAUCCAAAAAAACCUCAAUUUUCAAAAAAUUGAUAAAAAAAAAAAUCUUUCUAGCCUUCUAAAAUAGUUAAGACAAGCUUAGGAAAUCUAGAGCGGUCCCUAUACGGGCAAACUUAGAGGUCGUUGGAGGGCCCUCUCUAGGGGCCACUUUACCAACCCCUUCAGGGACCCCUAAAGCUUGCAAAAGUGGCUCCCAGAGGGGUUUCAGUUAGUGGUCCCUACAGGGGUCCACUAUAGGGUUCACUUGAGCUUUAUGGGCUGAGUGGUCAGACCAAAAACCCCUAUAGAGAUCAAUUUUUCUGCCCCUAUAGGAGUUGUUUUCCCCCAUAACCCCUAUAGGGACCCCUUUGGAUUUCCUAAAAAAGGAUAAUUUUUGAGAACAAGUAUCUUGGAGCCAUUUUUAAAGUUAAGAAGGCUUUAGUCCAACGCAUCAGGAAUUUUCAAGGUUUUGAAUGAUCAAACAAUAAUUGAGUGAAAAAAAGGCAAAUGUUGUAGAUCACAGUCCUGAACGCUGGACGAAGGCAAGGACUGGAAAAUCUGGCCGGUCGAGUUUUCGUCUCCGCCGGAUUGGGUGGAAUGAGCGGAGCCCAGCCAAAAGCUGCAAAAAUCGCCGGUUGCAUCGGUGUCAUCGCUGAGGUUUUUUUAAAAUAUAUCAACUCGAAAAAAAAUUAAUUUAAUGAAGUUUAAGAACCGAUAAUUGAAGACUGAUCCCUCUCGGAUAUUUAAAAAAAGCCGUGAGAAAGUUAAAAAGUGAAUUAAAUUCUGGAGAGUGAGAGGCUUCGAGCUUCACGGAGAUUACUUUGGAAACGGCUCAAAUAGUUGAAAAUCACUCAGAAUUGUAAAACAAAUCAAAAACUACAUGGAUCACAAUAAUUGAUUUCAACUUUGAGAUCAGCCGAGAAGCCUUGCUGAAGCGACACCAACAAGGGUGGCUGGAAGUCUACUCGGAGAGUCUUGAUCAGGUUCAUUUUUCGAGACUGUUUUCGCUAUUUUUUUUUGUUGUUCUAGUCAUAGAUGUAAUCGACUAGAUCAAACAAGAACUUUUAAAGGUGAGCAAGAUUUUUUAAAACAGUAAAAAACAACCGCCUUUGGCGAACUAGAAGUCCAAAUAUGUAAUUGAUCAAGUUAAAAGCAUGGUCUUACGGUUCAUCCAGUUUCUUGAAAACCUCAGAAUACAGCGGAUGUUGUGCUGAAGCCCGGAGACCGCGGCCUAUGUGGAAACUUUGAGUGAAGAUUUUACAUGGAACUUUUAGACUUCACAAUAAAAAAAGAAAGUCCUGGAAGAUUCUGAGAUUUUUCAGAUCAUCGCCUGGAUCAAGGAACACCGGGCCGCCGAAUCUUCGAUCAGUAUCGGAUAUCUAGGAAAUAUCGUCGAUUUGUGGUGAGAAUCGAUUUUUUGGCUUUCUUAUUCAAAUUUUGGGAUCUCAAGGAUAGUUUUUUUGCACAAAAAAAAUUAUUUUUUUAGUAAAGUGGCAUUUUUUUGAACUUUCGAACGAUCUAUCCUCGUCUUUCCGGAAAUACGAACAUAUACAAGAUGAAAACUAAGUUUUAAGGGUAUCUAAAAAUUAGUAAUAAUCUGAACUGUCCACUUUUUUUGCAUAAAUGACGAACUAGUUUGAAAAAAAUUGACUCAAAAUUGCUUGUUUUAUGAAAAUUUCGAUGAAUAUUAGAAAAUGCUGGAGUUUGAGCUCCGUGAAUACUACUUUAUGUUAAAAAAAUUAAAGAAGUAGAUCAAAAAUUAAGGUUUUCUUGAAGAAUCGGUUCGUUUCUUGAGGUUAAGAAAGGAACUUUUGAGAUUUUGGAGAUGUUUUUUUGAACUUUCUAAAAAGUUUUGGAUAAUUAAGGACCUUUGAAUAAAACAGAUCUUCUGAAAAGACAAAAAGAAAAAUCGCUGGACCUGAUAUGUUGAAAAAAUACUUUGAAAAAGCGGAACCUUUAGGGAACGACUAGCGAAUGAGCCGGAAAUGCUGGUGGAACUGGGCUCCGACCAAACUUCUCUUCAUAAUCCGCUUCUCGGCGGCUAUUAUCCGGCUGGUCUCACCGUGGAACAAUCCAAUGAUAUGAUGACGUCAGACCCGACCAAAUUCAAGUCUUUGGUUCAGAAAAGGUCCGGAAUAAUACUUUUUGAAAACUCGUUUCGCCAAAAAUCAAAACAGUCUGACUUCUCUGCGCCCUCUUUUUUCAGAAGACGCUCUCUUUUUUAAACUGUCCAGCAAGUGCAAUGACGUCAUCCAAAAUUCCUCUCUAGAGUUCUAGCUUUCUGAUUGGUUCAUGAUUCAUUAGGGGCGGAGCUUGAAGGAUGAAAAAGUUCAAAGUUUGAUCGUACUGUACUUUUUUAUAGCCUCGAUGAGAGAGAAGAGAGCGCAGACAAGUCAGAGUUUCAAUCUGCAUUAAUAAGAAAAAAAUUUUCUGCAGUUUACUCCGACAAAUCGCCGCCAUCGACAAACUCGCCGCCCGCGGCAUGUACUUUUUCGAUUACGGUACUUUUUUUCGCGACAAGACCAUCGAUGCUCCUUUAAAUUGAUGCUGUUAAUUUAGUUAUUUUUUCAUUCGAAAAAUAAACUCAAGCGAUUUUUUAAGAGUCUCAUUUUGUGAUUUAUCACUAAAUUUGCUUCAAUUUUUUUUACGAAAUCGACAUUAUCAAAGAUUUUGUUUCUACAGGGAAUGCCUUCCUUCUCGAGUGCCAACGCGCUGGCGCAAAUUUGCUCAAGGAAGACGCCGACGACGAUAAAUCGUUCAGAUAUUCGUCCUAUAUGCAGGAUAUCAUGGGGUUUUCUGAAGUUUAUGGGUGAAAUAUUUCAAAGGGAAAUUCCAGAGACAUUUUCUCAAUGGGUUUCGGACCGUUCCGGUGGGUCUGCACCUCUGGAUUGCCCGAAGAUUUGGCUCAAACUGAUCGGGUGGCAGCGAAAAUCAUUGCGGAUCUUCAGAAGAGCGAUGGUUUGGUUUAUUACUCGAAAAAGGAAAAAUUGAAAGCGCUGUUCAAAAAAAUAUGGAAAAUCAUUGCCGAACCUUUCAAAACGCAAAAUGGAAGCAAUAGUUGUUGAUUUUUAUACGGGGAUAAUCUCUUUUUUUCGAUAUUCUCGAAUUUUCUCAAUUUUCCAGUUUUUUUAUGAAUUUAUAAUUGUCAUACGUAUCGCUUAUUUGCGUAAUUCGAGAGUUAUCCAAAGAAAAUCAUUGAGAACGUAUUCAUUCAACUUUUUAAUCGAAAAAUUCAUCAAAAUAGCUUCUGAUAAAUGAAGUUCUCAAAAAAAUAAAAUUAACCAUCUUGUAAAUUUUUUAUUCCGAUAGUCAAAAAAAUGACGCAAAAAAAUACGUAUUUCGAAGAAAAAAAUACAAUUGAAAUUUUCACCCAAUAUUGUGGACUAUAUCGCAGCGAGAGUAAUGCUAUACCGCGGGGGAGCCGCGAGCGAUAUCGCUCGCCUCUCGCUGCGACCUCGCAAACGUCUCGCGCUAUAUCGCUCUCUAAAAAAAUUUUUUUCUUCAAAAAAAUGCUUUUUUUCUUGAAUUUGAUUGAUUUCAUCAUAAAAGUCAAAAAAAAUAAAGCAAAAAAAUGUUUUUCAAAUUUCAAAUUUUUUUGAGAGGGAGCGAUAUGGCAGCGAGACUUUGACGAGGUCGCAGCAAGAAGCCGUGGCUAUAUCGCGUGCGGCCCGCUGCGAUAUCGGCAAUUAUGUUGGGUGUUGAAAAGAAGAAAGAAAAUCAAGUUCUCCCGCGGUGCUCUACAAGGUUGCUCUACGGACAAAUAUCGAUCCGUCAAUUUUUCGAAUUUUCAGCCCCUUUUCGUUUAUUUCUUUUGUUUACUUCUAAUUGUAGCGUUUUUCUUCCCCUUUCGCAUGAGGAUCGACGUAAAAAAGAUACUUUUUCUGAUAAACUUCAGAAAAUUAUCGCGAAAUAUUUUUGCGUUGAUGGUUAUCGAAUUUUCUUUAAGUGAUGCGGAGAUUUUAGAGGAUCUUGAAGUAUGCUUAUUGAAAAUCUAUUAACCUGAUCCCACUUUUUUUGCGGAAAUAAAAUCGCGAAAGCUGAGGAUCUCAUGCGAUUAAGCCUCCAGUAUUUGUACAGUUCGCCUCACGUGAAUUGACAAGAAGUUUAUCAUUGGGGCGCGCUUUUUAAAAACCCUUUGAUUCAUUUUUUUUUUCUUCCAUAUUCACGUAUCACGGCAUUCCUGAUGGGGUCAGAAAAGGUGACCGAGACGUCAAAGUUUUUAAAUUUACAAAAAAAAAGUGCGCGCUCCGGAUAGAAUUACGUCACAAUUACACUGAAUAUUCAACCUUAGUAACUCGUUUUUACAAUCGCCUUUUUCUUUGCGUUCUUGAGAUUUGAACUUUCGCGCCCAAAUAUUUUAAACGUCUCCCCACCCCGUUUGGGAAUGCCGUGGUACAUUGGAAACGCUGAACGAACGUGCUCCGGACGUUUAUGAUAAAUUCUAAGGGACACUUAAGAGUGCUGACGCUACUAAAGUGGUCACUAGAAAUGCCUGGACACGUCCGUUUUGCGUUACCAGUGUCCGAGUUUUUUUUUUCGGGAUUUUUUCAUGCUCUUUUCGAAGUAAUUUCGUGAAAUUCAAAAUACCGAUCAGACAGUGAAAAGAGAUUGUAGCCAUUGACAAUUUACUGUUCAUCCUUUGCGAUUCAACACAGAACAAAAAAAAACCCUCAGCUGCUUUUAAGAGCAUCGGGUUAGUACCUGGUAUUGUUAGCCGGCCUCGCAGUUGAUAGAACUGUGUCCACCAUAGAUAUAGUUUGAAAACGUCGUCGUAACGAUUUCUUGUCACCGCGAUCAUCUGUAUUCUCAUAGAUGAAAUACUUUCGAAUGCGGAAAAAGAGUAUAUAAAUACAAAAGUUGAAUUAAAAGAGCUGCUCGUAAAGUUAAAUUAUUUUUCCGCAGCCAGAGUGUCUUCGGCCUCGAUAAUCUUUUAUUCAUCGCCAUGGAGAUUAAAAUUUGUACACACUGUAUAAAACCGCAGAGACUGGCGCGAGAGUUUCUAACAACCACAUUUUUUAAAAUGUUUAUAUAUCUUCAUAGGCAAAGUCGGGAGGACCCUUUGAGCUUCCGUUAUAAAUCAAAAAGCUUCCAUUAAGGUGUUUUAUAGCCGCUAAAAAGGAGAGGCUCAAAAAAAAACUGCAGAAGAGCAACAAAAAGAGUAUUUUUGAUUAGCGUUCCAGUCUUUCUAGAAUUCUAAAGACUCGAUAAAUGGUGGAAAAUGGGAGAGACAGCAAAAAAGGAGCCUUUUUCGCCCUGAAAGGACCGUAAUGUAAAUAAGAUAUAUAUAUAUAAAAGUUUAUGGGUGGAACCUUGGAACCUUUUUUACCCUUUCCGUCUUUGCCUAUGAUAUCGGAUCAAGGUUUUUCUGGUUUUAAUCCAGUUUUAAUAUGGUCAAGUCUUCUUCUCUCUCAUUAUAACAUUUUUCUAAACAAAAGCCUUCGAAACCUCACAUCGAUUGUUCCAGUAGUAGUCGAUAGUUUAUUUCUCCAGGACGCUUCUUCGUUUCCAUGCUCCAGAGUUCUUUCUAAAGGAAAAGUAAUUAAAAAAUAAUUGUUCAGAUAUCAAACUGCUUCAUUUGAAGUUGUCGUUGAAUAUCCAUGGACUGCUCAGAAAAAAUCGUUGAAAGCUUCCUGCAAUAUUUUCAAAAUUGAAAAGGAAUCAAGUCGAUUGCAUUAUUUGAAUCACAUGUUUUGACUGAUUAGCUAUUUAAAGUCAUAAGUAAGUUAGGGAUGCUCUAUGCAGUCAGAAGAACUAACUAGGCGGUGUGCUAGAGCUCCGCUCGGCCUUGUUAGAACUAAUCCUAGACGCCGAAGGCCGUGACGGCAUUUUCCGCGGGGGUCCCAUCAUCGCUUUGUCAGCAUCGCGCUGCCAACAGUUUAUGCUUCGGCCACCGGAAUGGGCUUCAGCGUGACUUUGCAUAUCCAAUUCGCAAGCGAAAAGGAUCGGCACUCCGGGAGUCCCGCGGGCCUAAUCUACCAGCGCUUAUAGCUCAGAAACUUAUUUUGGAACUUAGAAGUGUUUAUGGAGGUUAAAAACUUAUCUUGACGUUGAAGAAGCGAGAGGAGUCGUGAAGAAAGCAGAAAUGAUGAUUGAACGCAGGUCAAAAAAGUAGAAAUGACACGUUGCCACGUGGUUUUUCUUACGUGUUAAUUUUUUCGAUAUCAGGAAAAUUGAAAUGAAGUUCACGUUUUAUUUUUUUGCAGAGAAUGAAAUUUUCAUUCUGAAUAGUCACGUGACGUGAAAGGUAGAGGCUAGUGGAGACACUAAAAAAACUUUUUAAAGUUUUAAUUCUUCAAUUUUUUUUUUCAUAUUUGUCCUUUUAUAGAGACAUAAUUCACGUAACUUAGAGCCAAACUGAAUUCGCUGAUGCGUUUUGAAGUUUUCUCUUUAUAUUUUUCUAGUUUUUAAUGUUUUUUUCAAAUUUAAUUGAACGAUCCGCCAUACAAGUGUUUUUGUUUUUUAUUUUCGCUUAAAGAAAAGAGCCCCCCAAUGAUAAAUCUCUGGUCAAUUUAUGUGAGGUAAGCUGUACAAAUACCGGAGGCUUGUGUGAUUGCCUGGGUUUUAUUAUAAUUUUGUUGUGAAAUGGAUUCUUUUUUUGGUAAAUGUCAUUUUUUUUUUAGUAUUAUUUACCCUUUUUGUCUGUUUUAUGUUUAUCUUCUUUUUUUUUCAGUACCCGACAACGUGAAGCAACAGUACGCUGAUAACCUAAAAUGGAUCGAAGAAGCGGAGAGAAAUGGCCUCGUAGUGGGAAGCCAGGCGAGGAUCCUUUAUUCGGAUCGGGCCGGCAGGAUCGCCUUGGCCAAGGCUUUCAAUGAGCUUGUCAGGAAGGAUGAAGUUCAGGUACUUUUGUUUGAGACUAUUUUAUUGCUUUUUUUUCAUCAUUAUUAUCUGUGUUGUUUUUUUAAUAAUGAAGAAAGUAGUCCCAACCUUGAAAAAGUUUAUAUUUUUCCGAGAAGAUUACACAUUUUUUUGUCUAUAAAAAAACGAAAAAGAACGGGCCAUUCUCAGGCUUUGAUAUUUUUAUUUCUUGGGAACUAAAAAAAGUUGGGAAGACUUUUUAAGAUCUUUAUUUCGUGAAACAGAUCGAUUUUUCGCGAUUCAAUUCAUUUUUUUAUCAAUUAAAUUUUUUUGAUCAAUUUUUCAGCAUGCGAAUUUUUUUCUUGUGGAAUUUUUAAAGCUAUACGAUUAUUUUUACUUUUUAUUUUUAUAAAAAAAGUUUUUCACAAAUUUUAUUUCCCCCUCAUAAGAACUCGAAUAAACUGAACUUUGGACGCAUUGAAACCUCAAACUUUGAAUGAUUACACACUAAGAAUAACUGCCGAGAUAAACGCGAGACACUGGCGGUACAUUGACGAGCUCGCAAACAUCUCGCAUUUUUUCUCGCGCCGGUUUCGCAUUUGUUUGGGCGCGAGCUCGCAUUUUUCUAGGCGCGAGCUCGCAUUUCUCUCGCAAUUUGAAAAUUUCCGAAAUGCAAGAUAAAUGCGAGAUGGCGCCGAGAAAAAUGCGAGGUCGCGCCGAGAUAAAUGCGGGAUCGCGCCUAGAAAAAAGCGACAUUUUUGCGAGUUAGUCAAUGUACCGCCACCGAGCUCGCAUUUAUCUCGUCAGUUAUUCUUAGUGCAUAUAUCAAACAGGUGAUUUAAUGUCCUGAUAAGAGAGUACAAUGCAAAAGCUUUUUCUCAUUUUUGUGAUAAGUGAUUAAAGAACACUCUUUUUCAAGUUUUUGCACAAAAACUGAUGAAAUAGACAUUUUUCGAGACUUGGAGGCUUUUUUAAGAUUCCUAGAGAAACAGCUUCAAGUUGUGAAGUGCAAAUCCAAUUCAAAAAAAAAAAAUUUUUUUUCAAUAUUAUGUUUUAAAUCAUUCAAUGCUCCCUAGCAGGGUGAAAUUUAAAUUUUCGUUUACUAUGAAAACUUUAAGGAAGUAAAAGCGCUUAGAAAUUCAGAAAAGUCCCAGGAAUCUCGAAAGUUCACGCAAUUUUGAUGAGAAAUUAGCAAUUCUCCGCUUUUAGCUAUCUGAAUUUCUGAUUGAGAAAUAAUUCAGAGAACGAAAUUAUCAAUUUGGAAAAAUGAAUUUUAUACUUUUAUUCAUAUAUCAAAAAUACUGUAAAUGCCAAUAGAGAAUCUGAAAAAAGCUUUCUGAAAAAGUGAUCGAGAGGCCACUCAAAUGGCAAAUGAAUAAAACGUGCUCUCAGCGAACAUUUCACUGAUUUUCCCUCAAGUGAUUUUACCCUCACUUCUGUAUACCUUUGAGGAAGAAACUUGAUGUUCUAGAUGGCCUUAAAGUGAUAACUUUUUUAAAGCUCUAAAGUGACAACUCCUGCAGGCUCCGAUAGUCAUCUCGCGCGAUCAUCACGACGUCUCCGGCACGGAUUCGCCGUUCCGCGAAACGUCGAACAUCGACGACGGCAGCGCGUUCACCGCCGACAUGGCCGUUCAGAACGUGAUCGGUAAGGCUUUUUGGAAGGGUGCCAAGUAAAUUCAAAUUCAAGGCGACUCAUUCCGUGGCGCGACGUGGGUAGCGCUACACAAUGGCGGCGGCGUCGGUUGGGGUGACGUCAUCAAUGGAGGAUUUGGUCUCGUUCUCGAUGGAACCGAGGUACUGUAGGAAGUUCCAUUUUUCAGACUUCAUAAAGAUUGCGGUGAAAGGAGCAUGUUGUAAGAUAGAAUUCCAAGAUUCUUUGAAAAAAAAUCUGAACUUUGAUUUUUUUCUUUUUAAAAAGAAAGACUUUUUUUCAUAUAAUAUGUAUUCUGCUCCGAACAUCAAGCUAGAUAUGCUCGUUUCAACAAAAGAAGGAUGAUUUUGAGAGGGCCGAAAGAAAGGCGGAAAUGAUGCUCAACUGGGACGUUCCCAACGGCGUCGCCCGACGGUCCUGGUCGGGAAAUGAGAACGCGCGAGAGGCCAUCGUCCGUGCUCAGCAGCAGGUUUCCUGCUCUUCUCCUUCCUUUUUUUUCUUGCCUUCUGCCGAAAUGCUUAUCCAUCCAUUUCAUCUUCAAGGUCCCGGAAAUGCUCGUCACACUUCCGCAUCGCUGCGACGACGCACUGCUCGACGACCUUUUCUGA